AUGAGUUCUGUUAUUGAAUGCUUCUUGUGUAAUUAUUUGCAAACGACACAUUUCUCUAUUCAACUAGACGAGUCAACUUUACCUGGUAAUGCAGCAUUAUUAUUGGAAUAUGUUCGUUUUAUUAUGAAUCAAGAAAUUCACGAAGAACUGCUCUUCUCAAGAACGUUGACAACCGACACUAAAGGUGAAUCAAUAUUUAAUGUUUUGAAGGAUUACUUUAUUGUAAAAGCAAUCCCUUUAUCAAAUAUAAAAUCAGUAGCUACAGAUGGAGCACCUGCCAUGGUUGAACGUUAUUGCGGAUUUAUAAGCUAUUUAAAACAAAAUGUGCCAGGGGUGUAA
Molecule: messenger RNA, 339 nt
Organism: Hydra vulgaris (swiftwater hydra)
Lineage: Eukaryota; Metazoa; Cnidaria; Hydrozoa; Anthoathecata; Hydridae
Source: RefSeq, a predicted model, not a curated record